AUGACCGUGACGCUCGAGGAUGUCUCGUUGAUCACCGGUCUUGCUAUUGACGGGAUGCCUCUCUAUAUGAGCACCGAUUCUGAUGGGUGGCGCGAGCAGAUGAUUGCUCUUAUCGGUAUGGCUCCUACUGAGGCUGAAGCUGAUGUAGAGGAGGGAGAAGAGAAGAAGAAGAGGGAAAGGAAAGCAGCCGGAGCUACUUUCACGUGGAUUCAAACUCACUUUGCGACGUGCCCUCCGGAUGCCACUGAUGAUGUGAUCCAGACACAUGCUCGUGUCUACAUGUGGUAUGUUGUGUCGAGGACUUUGUUUCCUGACUCCACUGGCAAGAACGCUCCAUGGAUGUGGCUGAAGGCGUUGACCGUCUUCGAUAGCAAAUGGAGCUGGGGUUCAGCGACUCUUGCCUACUUGUAUCGACAGCUGGACGAUGCGUGUUGCAGGAUCACAGAUAGUGCAGGCAUUGGUGGUAAUAUGCUUCUACUUUCUGUAUGGAGCUGGGAGCGUCUGCCUGUUGGACGCCCGAAGAGCGUCAGGUUUAAUCCUUGGUAUGAAGAUGAACAUGACGAAUUACGGCGCCCCACUUGGGCUUACAAGUGGGAUGUGGUUUCCGAGAUGACGAACGAUGUCAAUCUCAUGUACCAGAAGUACGUUGCCGAGUUGGACACGAUUACGCCUGAGCAGGUGGAAUGGCAGCCAUAUGGCGCCGAUGACAGACUUGGGUACACCCCGGAGUUUAGCAUCAACCCGAUGUGCUUGCGGGAUAGGGAUCUCUGGCUUAUGCGGUGCCCACUGAUAUGCAACUGGGCUGUUGAGUUUCAUUUGCCACAUCGCGUGUUUCGUCAGUUUGGUCUGUUCCAGCCUCACCCGCCGGAAUGGGUGGAUACGGACAAAGCACUUCAUAGGUUGGACAGGAGAAGGCAGCGGAAGAUAAAGGACUGGGACAAGCAUCAUGCUUCAUAUGUUACCCGCUUCCAGCUUUGCGUGGAGCAAGCUCGUAGCAGUGCACGCGCCCAGCUUCGUGAGCAUAACCCAAUUGCUUUUGAUAACUACAUACGAUGGCUUCUUGAAAAUACUUGA
Aegilops tauschii subsp. strangulata is the source of this 1074-nucleotide messenger RNA. NCBI's taxonomy places the organism in Eukaryota, Viridiplantae, Streptophyta, Magnoliopsida, Poales, Poaceae. The record is from RefSeq and is a predicted model, not a curated record.